Epinephelus moara (kelp grouper) is the source of this 1992-nucleotide messenger RNA. It is a transcript of the gene kdelr2b, whose product is annotated as KDEL endoplasmic reticulum protein retention receptor 2b. Bases 160 to 798 code for a protein of 212 amino acids. The record is from RefSeq and is a predicted model, not a curated record. The transcript is spliced from 5 exons. NCBI's taxonomy places the organism in Eukaryota, Metazoa, Chordata, Actinopteri, Perciformes, Serranidae. Gene Ontology annotation, molecular function: ER lumen protein retrieval receptor activity. Gene Ontology annotation, biological process: endoplasmic reticulum to Golgi vesicle-mediated transport; protein retention in ER lumen. Gene Ontology annotation, cellular component: cis-Golgi network; membrane; endoplasmic reticulum.
CUGCUCGCCAUUUUCCCAUCUUCUGAAGCCAGAUUCAGUCUAUUCUAGUGUCACGGUGUCACUCAACACUGUCAGGGUAUCAAUUAAUCUUUAACGCAGACGAACUGAGCUCCUUAUAGAGACUUAAUUUGCUUUACGUCCGCUGGAGCUCCUGCAAACAUGAACAUUUUUAGGCUAACCGGCGAUCUCUCCCACCUAGCAGCCAUCAUCAUCCUGCUGCUAAAAAUAUGGAAAACCAGGUCCUGUGCCGGCAUUUCCGGAAAGAGUCAGGUCCUGUUUGCCUUGGUGUUUACCACUCGCUACUUGGACCUGCUCACCUCCUUCAUCUCUCUCUACAACACCACCAUGAAGAUCAUCUACAUCGGGUGUGCGUAUGCCACUGUGUACCUGAUCUACAUGAAAUUCAAGGCAACUUAUGAUGGGAACCAUGACACGUUCAGAGUGGAGUUCCUGGUUGUACCUGUUGGUGGAUUGGCUUUCCUGGUUAACCAUGACUUCUCUCCCCUGGAGAUUCUGUGGACAUUCUCCAUCUACUUGGAGUCGGUGGCCAUCCUGCCACAGCUCUUCAUGAUCAGCAAGACUGGUGAGGCUGAGACCAUCACCACCCACUACCUGUUCUUCCUGGGACUCUACAGAGCCCUCUACCUCAUCAACUGGAUAUGGAGGUUCUACUUUGAGGGCUUCUUUGACAUGAUUGCCAUCGUGGCUGGGGUGGUGCAGACUAUCCUCUACUGCGACUUCUUCUAUUUGUAUGUAACAAAAGUACUGAAAGGAAAGAAGCUGAGUCUGCCAGCUUAAGUGCCAAAGAGGAACGUUUUGGCAGACUCAUAGAGGGGCAUCGGAGGGGAGGAGGAUUGGUAGCGGACACCUCUGACAGCCCCCACCCCACCCUCCACCACCGCUUCCUCCUCUUCCCCUCCCGCCAGUGUAAGAUGCCUGAGACAGAGAGCGAAUGGGAGCUGCUGACUGCACCUUCUUCUGAUCCCGAAUCGGUGGAAUCAGAACACCUGCAGAGGCUGGUCCAUGGCCUUCGGAUUUCUGUUUGAUGCAUCUUGCCUUAACUUUUUUUAUUACUCUGUAUAAAGGAAGAAGAAAAAAAAUGAGAGAAAAGUUUUCUACAGCAAAAUGUGUGCUAUGAAGAUUUGACACAUUGGUGAAUAAGAGCUGAAGAUGUAAAAUUGCCUAUGAUUUGGCACUGUAUGAUAUUGAAGCGGACUUCUUGUGGUGGGAUGUUAUUGACUCAAGCGUUUGUAAUAGUAUUUGCAAUCGAAAUAAAUGUGCAUUGUUUUUCCUGAAUCAAUUUGGGGAGGAAUUUGUUGAAUCCUCAGAACUUUGGUGGUCAAAUUAUUCAUGUUCUGCUCUUCUAUUUCUGACCACUAUGCAUUCCCAUGUAUAAAGACUAUCUAUUUUAGUCCCCCGUGCCCUUGUUAGAAUAUUAAUUGAAUGUAGAUGCCAUAAUUUAACAUUCUCUUUUCAAACACUUUUUUUUGUUUGAAUGCCUUCGAAAUUGGUAUGAGUUGCUUUUGUGUGAAUGAAAGUAAAGGGUUGAAACAGGAUGCCAAUGGUCUCACAUCACUGUAAAUGGCUUUCUUAAUUUGAAUACCCCCUCAUCGCCUGUAAGUAUACAUCACUGCCCAGCCCAUCAUUUCAGAUGGCUCCGUUAAAUGUUCGAGAUGAGUGAAUUCACUGUGCUAUAUGUGAAUUAUCACAACAGAAAUGGAAGUGUUCAAUUUUUCUCUUAGGUGCAGAUGUAUUUAUGUUUUACCUUCUUCCAGGUUUCCAAUAAACAGAGUUUGUAGUUGUGCAGUAGAAUUAAGUCUCUCUGUCAGAGAGGAGCACAGUCCUACGAACACUGUUACACUGAUUCUUGCAUAGUUCUCGAGACAUAUCUGCUUACAUUUUAGGUUUUAUGCAUCAUUCCAAGUUUCCUCUUAGUUUCUUCCCAGAGCUUUUGCAUGAUGUUGCCACCACAAAUAAAGAAUUUAUGGGAAA